AUGGCGUUGAAGGUGAAGAAGGAAGCGGUUGUUCCUCCCAAGACAGAAGCCAAGGCCAAGGCCUUGAAAGCCAAGAAGGCAAAAAGUGCCCCAAGGAGAAACAAACUUGACCACUAUGCCAUCAUUAAGUUUCCCCUGAUCACUGAAUCUGCUAUGAAGAAGAUAGAGGACAACAACACCCUUAUCUUCAUUGUGGAUGUCAAGGCCAACAAGCAUCAGAUUAAGCAAGCUGUAAAGAAGCAUUAUGUCAUUGAUGUGGCUAAGGUCAAUCCACUGAUCAGGACUGAUGGAGAGAAGAAGGCCUAUGUCUGA
Messenger RNA from Dromiciops gliroides (monito del monte), 312 nucleotides. RefSeq names its product 60S ribosomal protein L23a-like. Gene Ontology annotation, cellular component: cytosolic large ribosomal subunit; ribosome. The record is from RefSeq and is a predicted model, not a curated record. The transcript is spliced from 2 exons. Gene Ontology annotation, biological process: translation; ribosomal large subunit assembly. Gene Ontology annotation, molecular function: structural constituent of ribosome. NCBI's taxonomy places the organism in Eukaryota, Metazoa, Chordata, Mammalia, Microbiotheria, Microbiotheriidae. The coding region runs from base 1 to 312 and encodes 103 amino acids.